Gorilla gorilla gorilla (western lowland gorilla) is the source of this 787-nucleotide messenger RNA. RefSeq lists its product as uncharacterized. The coding region runs from base 35 to 721 and encodes 228 amino acids. The record is from RefSeq and is a predicted model, not a curated record. Lineage: Eukaryota; Metazoa; Chordata; Mammalia; Primates; Hominidae. The transcript has a single exon.
ACUAAAAAAUGUACAUAUUCCGCGUGGUUUCAAUAUGAAAAAAAAGGCGCCUUCUGCGUGGCGAGCGCUGCCAGCGCAUUGCGCUUGCAGGCGCCUCCAGCCGCGGCGGGGCUUCUCUCUUCUUUCAGCUCUUACUUCUUCAUCUUCUUUUUUUUCCCCCAACGCGCAGAAAUGUCAGGAGAUGCAAUUAACAAGAAGAAAAUUGUUACAUUUGUGUUCUGCUAAAUUGCAGAGAGAGCCAGAUAUAGGGGUUGCAGGCGGAGAAGUCCGGCGCUCGAGCGCUCUACAGCAGGGGGGUCGCGGGAGCUCGGGGACGGCGCGGUCCCCGGAGUCCCCCGCCUCGCGGGCAGGGAGCGCGGCUCCCGGGGCUGCUGGGCGGGGGGCGAGCGUCGGGCAGGGGCCGCCUCGGUGUACUUGGCCGAGCCCCGCGCCCCCGAGCCCGCGGCCCCCGCCCCGCCGCUGGGUCCGCUGGGUCCAGCGGACGGACCGCGGAGGCUCUGGAGUUUGCAGGGCGCUCUUCGCCUUCCGAUCGCUCGCGGGGAGUUUGUGCAAACCUUCCGGAGUUGGAGCACCGCGGGGGAAGCAGCGGGUCCCGGGCGUGCUGGGGCCCAGGUGGUGGCCCCGGGCUUUCCCUGGCAGCCCCCGGAUCUCGGAGGCGCUCCGGGCGAUCGCGCGUGUGUCUGCUCGUGUGUUUGCGAGCGAGCUGGCUUUAGUGGAUUAACGACUCGGGUUAACUUGGGGUGGAUUUGGAGGCAGGGAAGCCGCAGGUCUUAUGAAUGGUGUUCUC